AUGCUCACACCACGAAGAGCCGUCGCGGUCGCCGCGUUCCUCUUAAUCGUUUUCUACCUAAUUUCCUCCUCCCACGACACAACACCUGCUGUCAAGGCACCAGUCGCUGCCUCGAACCAUGAUACGACCGACUCGAAAACGUCCUCAUACACCCCUGCCUCCGCCGACGGCGAGAUUAAGCCCUCUGCUCCCAAGGUUGCGACGCAGAAGCCCAUGAUGGACAUGUCCAAGAUGUCCUUGUACGACAAGCUGGCAUACCAAUACCCCUAUGACCCCGAAACGCGUUUCCCGGCCUACAUUUGGCAGACAUGGAAGUGGACACCUGCUGAGCAACAAUUCAACUUCCGCGAGCAGGAAGCCAGUUGGUCAGAACAGCACCCUGGCUUCGUGCACGAGGUCAUUACCGACAAGGUCGCAGUCAACCUGCUGCGCCUCCUAUACGCGUCCGUCCCCGAGGUUCUCAAGGCGUACGACGCUCUUCCUCUGCCCGUCCUGAAGGCCGACUUCUUCCGAUACCUGAUCCUGCUUGCGCGCGGCGGUAUCUACUCCGACAUUGAUACCUACGCUAUCAAAUCUGCCCUUGAGUGGAUUCCCGAACGCAUUCCCCGGGAGAGCGUCGGUCUCGUUAUUGGCAUUGAGGCUGAUCCUGACCGCCCUGAUUGGAAGGACUGGUACAGUCGUCGUAUUCAGUUCUGCCAAUGGACCAUUCAAUCCAAGCCCGGGCACCCUGUCCUGCGCGAGAUUGUUGUUCGCAUCACUCAGGAAGCUUUGAAGCGCAAGAAGGCAGGCGAGCUGGACAACAUUGCCGACAAGAACGUUGUCGAGUUCACUGGACCUGCGAUUUGGACCGACGCCAUCUUCGACUACUUCAACGACCCCCGAUACUUUAACAUGAAGAACUCUAAGGGAGCUAUUGACUGGCAGAACUUCACGGGUAUGGAGACGUCCAAGAAGGUGGGCGAUGUGGUGGUUCUCCCCAUCACGAGUUUCAGCCCUGGCGUGCAACAGAUGGGUGCCAAGGAUUACGACGAUCCUAUGGCCUUUGUGAAGCACGACUUUGAGGGUACUUGGAAACCCGAAGAGCUUCGCCACAUUGGCGAGCAAAACGAGGAUGAGCCGAGGUUGAGCGCGGGUAAGCUUCAACAACGACAACGACGACAUCUACGGAAGAUGAUGCUCUCGACGGCUGGAUACGUUCGUCUGGCGACGGGUCCCGUGGCGCGGACUACGGCGCGGCGAAGGUGUGCCGGUUUGAGGCCGGGUGCCGUCGUUGCCGAAGUUGGGCAGCGGAGGAGGCUGUCUUCGGGGUAUGAAGGGUUGAGUUUCAGUCUGGGUCCUGAGGAUCCCCCCCUCCUAACCCAAACAAUCCCCCAGCACUUUUCCCAAAUCGUCUCUCAACACGGCGACCUCCCCGCCGUCACAGCCCGCAGCCCAACCCCAAACUCAUCAUCCGCCUCCCCGGCCGCAACGACAACAACCCUAACCUACGCCGCCCUCGACGCCCUCUCAAACACCCUAGCCCACGGCCUCCGCUCCCUCGGCGUCCGCAAAGGCGACCGCCUCGCUGUCUCCCUCGGCAACGGCGCCGAGUUCGCCGCGCUCACCUACGCGGCCUUCAAGCUCGGCGCCGUGCUCGUGCCAUUGAACCCGGGUUUCAAUGCGAAGCAGGUUGGCGCCGCGCUGCGACAUCUGGGCGUCGAAGUGCUCGUCAUUGGCAAGGUUACGGAUCUGCCGUAUAAGCCGUGUCGGGGACGGAGCAACCUCGAGCUACUGAGGACGCUGGUGCCGGAUUUGGAUAAGGGCGGAGGAGUGGUGGAGAGCGAGGUUGUUCCGAGUUUGCGAAGGGUCGUGGUGUUGGACAAUGCUGGGUUUCAUCCCGAGGUGGAAUUUGCUGGUGGUUUCAAGGUGCUGACGCCGUAUGAGGUUCUACUCGAGUCUGGGGGUGCGACGAGGGCGGUUGUGCCCGAUGCGCCGCUGAAGCCGGACGACACGAUCAAUAUCCAGUUCACGUCGGGGACGACAUCUCAACCGAAAGCGGCGAUGCUGACGCACACUUCGAUCCUUAAUAACGGACACCUCAUCGCGCAGAGGAUGGGUCUGGUGCCAGGUGACAGGAUCGUCGUGCCGCCGCCGUUGUUCCACUGUUUCGGGUGCGUGUUGGGAUACAUGGCGACCGCGACGACGGGGGCGGGGAUCCUGUUCCCCAGUCCGGCCUUUGACCCGUCUGCCACGCUGAAGAUGGUGGCUGACUACGACGCGACGGGACUAUACGGUGUCUCGACCAUGUUUGUCGCCGUGCUGGAGGCGUUGGCGGGCGGCGGGGUGGUGAAGAAGGAGGAUAUGCCAACGGGUCUGAGAAAGGGCAUCGCGGCGGGGAGUUCGGUGCCGGAGAGUUUGAUGAGAAGAUUGUACGAGGUUCUCGGGCUACGGGACCUGGUGAUUUGCUACGGGAUGACGGAGACGAGUCCCGUGAGCUGUAUGACGGCCCCCGACGACGGAUUCGAUAAGAGGACGGGGAGCGUUGGGAGGGCGAUGCCGCAUACGGCGGUGAAGAUUGUUGAUCCUUCGGACCGGGGACGGGUUGUGAAGCGCGGGGAGAGGGGGGAGCUCGCGGCGGCGGGGUACCUUGUUAUGAAGGGGUAUUGGGGGGACGAGGAGCGGACGGCGGAGGUGAGGAGGGAGGAAGAGGAUGGGCGGGUGUGGAUGUACAGCGGGGACGAGGCGCGGAUGGACGAGGAUGGGUAUGUCGAGAUUACGGGGCGGAUCAAGGAUCUGAUUAUUAGGGGUGGGGAGAAUAUUCACCCCCUCGAGGUUGAGAAUUGUUUGUUCCAGAUGGAAGGGGUUAAGGAGGUUUCUGUGGUGGGCGUGCCGGAUGAGAAGUUGGGGGAAAGCGUUGCUGCGUUUGUAGUUUUGAAGAAGGGCUGGAAAGGGGAGGGUGGCGAUGGUGCUGCGGAAGGGGUGAAUGUCAUUACGAGGGACGAGGCGAGGGCUUGGGUUAGGGAGCACCUGUCGAGUCAUCUUGUGCCCAAGCAUGUCUUCUGGGUGGAUGAUUAUCCCAAGACGCCGAGUGGAAAGAUUCAAAAGUUCAAGCUGCGGGAUAUGGCAAAGGAUCUGCUCGAAGGGAAGAAGUAG
This is a messenger RNA of Colletotrichum paranaense, 3132 nucleotides long. RefSeq names its product AMP-binding enzyme. Bases 1 to 3132 code for a protein of 1043 amino acids. Gene Ontology annotation, biological process: fatty acid metabolic process. Gene Ontology annotation, molecular function: medium-chain fatty acid-CoA ligase activity. The transcript is spliced from 4 exons. Lineage: Eukaryota; Fungi; Ascomycota; Sordariomycetes; Glomerellales; Glomerellaceae. The record is from RefSeq and is a predicted model, not a curated record.